AUGGCUAAUGCACCGGGACGUCCGAGCAAAGCCUGCGAUAGUCGUAUUAACUUUGCCUUCCAGAUACGCUGCUCCGGAGAGCGACCGAGCUGUAAACGAUGCGUCAGGUUGAAGAAUACCUGUGAAUACGACACCAACAGUCAAUCCAAGAGACUCAUCAAAAGAGUUACAACUGCAAAUGGAACAUCCCGAUCCGGUGGGUCGAGAUGUCUAGCCCCAGUCGCGCUGCCAGCUCAUCUCAACGCUGAGUCCGUAUCAAACCAUGAUUUCUUCCAAGGCAUCGCCCCAUCAUUGGUCAAUACCCUGGUUGAAAUAUACUUCGACAAUGUCUAUCAAUCAACUCUUCUCCUGCACAGAAGCACAUUCAUGCAAUCACUUGCCAACCAGACCGUUAAGCCUCAUAUUCUUCUUAGCAUUUUUGCCUGGGGCGCCAAUUUCUACCGUGAUAACUCUGGGAAGGCUACCCUCAAAGAACAAGUCCUAAUGACAAAGUGGGCUAAAGAAGCCGGAGCACUGGUCUUUCAAGAUGUCGAAGAGCUCAGCGAUGAUAAUCUCGUGACGUUCUGCAAUCUUUCGCUGUUCUGGCAUAGUCAAGGCUCAUGGAAGAUAAGUUAUCUUCACAAAGGUAACGCCUGUCAACUCCUCCACAUAAACGGAACAGGUCCAAAGAACGGCUCGUCACUCGAAGCUGAAUUACGACGAAGACGUUUCUGGGCAUGUUAUUUGUUUCACUGUUUCAGUUGCGAGAAGCUCUUUCGCUUUGAAGCGAUUGCUGAUAUUGAGAAUCUGCCGUUACCUUGGUCUGAAGAAGACUUUGCGGUUGGGACUUCGAGCUCAGCGGUCGCAACGAUUGCGAAUGGGGUUGGCUCAGGAAGUAUCUUUUCAGAGCUCAUACGCGGUCUCAAUCUCUGGUCGUCUGUCGUGUCUGUCGUCAGAUCCGAGGGCGAUCUUAAUUCGCGCCUUCAAGAAAUCUUCAGAGUUGAAAACAACAUCUACUCAUGGUGGAGCAAUGUUCCUAUGGCCUUCAAGCUUGAUGCAUCUACUAUCUCAAGCAUACCACGGAAGGACUUACCAAAGAUUAUUCUCACCAACUUCGCCUAUCACCAAUCCCUCUGCGCAUUGCACUCAUCCAUUGUACCGCUCUUCUGCUGGUCAAGAAGCGACAAGAUUUACUCAUCAGCGAGACAAUUAUCUGCUCAAGUCGCGUUUGAUCACGCUGUUGCAAUUUCCAGUCUCAUCUCUGCGGUAUUAACUACUGGUUAUCCGCUCAGUUCGAUGCCGAUAUUUGUCGCAUAUGCAGCUUAUUCUAGCUGUGCUAUCCAAAUCCCUUUUCUUUGGUGUUCCGAGCCAUCAGUUAAGGAGCGAGCGCAAUCCAACAUCGACGCCAAUGUAAAGAUGAUGCAGGGCAUGUCAACUUACUGGAAGUUAGCUUCACUAUUGCAACUUUAUGUGCGCUGCCUUCAUAAUGUUCAUAAACGCAACCCGCCUGUAAUUUCUGGCGAACCCAAGUAUAUGGAUGUCUCGGCACUUGUUGAUUUUGACGUCGAUGCGUCGCUUGCAAAAUCGACGAUUUUACAAUUUGCUGGCAUGUUGCGAUCUGAUGAGAAUGGAUAUGUCAAAGCCGGAGAUGAAACCUCUGACCCAACUACGACAACUGCUGCAAAUAGUGGCGAGGCUUUUGACCGCGCAGCGAAUACGACUUAUCCGAACACGAUAAUUCCGCAAACUCCGAAACAACUUGACGCAGGGUCCAGUGAGUGGCCGACUUUUGACAUAUUCAACUCACUCAUCGAUGCUGACAUGGCCGGUCUUUUUUCUGUCGACAACAAUCUCGAUCUGUCCUUCUUGGAUGCAGAUCAGACCUCAUGGAACUUCAGCCUCGAUCUAGAACUACCCUAG
Fusarium fujikuroi IMI 58289 is the source of this 1899-nucleotide messenger RNA. RefSeq lists its product as uncharacterized. Gene Ontology annotation, cellular component: nucleus. The coding region runs from base 1 to 1899 and encodes 632 amino acids. Gene Ontology annotation, molecular function: DNA binding; zinc ion binding; DNA-binding transcription factor activity, RNA polymerase II-specific. NCBI's taxonomy places the organism in Eukaryota, Fungi, Ascomycota, Sordariomycetes, Hypocreales, Nectriaceae. Gene Ontology annotation, biological process: regulation of DNA-templated transcription; DNA-templated transcription. The transcript has 6 exons. The record is from RefSeq and is a predicted model, not a curated record.